This is a messenger RNA of Sinocyclocheilus rhinocerous, 1107 nucleotides long. RefSeq names its product probable voltage-dependent N-type calcium channel subunit alpha-1B. The coding region runs from base 130 to 1107 and encodes 325 amino acids. The transcript has 8 exons. Gene Ontology annotation, biological process: chemical synaptic transmission; calcium ion import across plasma membrane. Gene Ontology annotation, molecular function: high voltage-gated calcium channel activity. The record is from RefSeq and is a predicted model, not a curated record. Lineage: Eukaryota; Metazoa; Chordata; Actinopteri; Cypriniformes; Cyprinidae. Gene Ontology annotation, cellular component: neuronal cell body; membrane; voltage-gated calcium channel complex.
GUGCAGUUGUUGUGUGGAAGCGCAAAAGAAAUCAUUGCUGAAGAGAAAAAAACUUUGUACGUGCAUAUGGAAUACCUUUAUUCGCGCUUUUGAUUCCACCAGCUCGUUUUUUCCGUCUAGCGUGACGCGAUGGCUCGCUUUGGAGACGAUCUGCCCACCCGCUAUGGAGGUCCAGCGGGCGCUGGGAGAGGGGGUGCCCGGGCAGGAGGUCCCUCGGGCGGUCAAAGAAUGUACAAACAGUCGAUGGCUCAGAGAGCCAGGACAAUGGCUUUAUAUAAUCCUAAACAAACCAAACAGAACUGCUUCACUGUCAACCGCUCUUUGUUCAUCUUCAGUGAGGACAAUGCCAUCAGGAAAUACGCCAAAAGAAUAACCGAAUGGCCUCCAUUUGAGUACCUGAUCCUCACUACCAUCAUCGCCAACUGCAUCGUACUGGCCCUCGAACAGCAUCUCCCCGCCAUGGACAAGACCCCCAUGUCUGAACGCCUGGACGACACAGAGCCCUACUUUAUUGGAAUAUUCUGUUUCGAGGCCGGCAUUAAGAUCAUCGCUUUGGGCUUUGUGUUUCACAAAGGCUCUUACCUACGCAACGGCUGGAACGUAAUGGACUUUGUGGUUGUUCUGACAGGGAUUUUAACCACAUUGGGUUCCCAGUUUGACUUAAGGACAUUGCGGGCCGUCAGAGUGCUGAGACCCCUCAAACUGGUGUCUGGAAUCCCAAGUCUUCAAGUAGUAUUAAAGUCCAUUAUGAAGGCCAUGGUUCCACUUCUUCAGAUUGGACUGCUGCUCUUCUUUGCCAUUGUUAUGUUUGCCAUCAUCGGCGUCGAGUUCUACAUGGGCAAAUUCCACUUCACCUGCUUUAAAGUGGAUACAGGCGAAAAAGUUGGUGAUUACCCAUGUGGAACAGAACGUCCCGCAAGAGUGUGUCCCAAUGGAACAGUAUGUAAGGAGUACUGGACAGGACCCAACUUCGGCAUCACAAAUUUCGAUAACAUACUCUUUGCCAUCCUCACAGUCUUCCAGUGCAUCACCAUGGAAGGAUGGACCGAUGUACUAUACCAUCUACAUCCUGAAACUGAUUUUGGACAGGCUUUUUAUGCAGCAUAA